Messenger RNA from Trametes versicolor FP-101664 SS1, 1249 nucleotides. RefSeq lists its product as uncharacterized. The transcript has 2 exons. The record is from RefSeq and is a predicted model, not a curated record. The coding region runs from base 1 to 987 and encodes 328 amino acids. NCBI's taxonomy places the organism in Eukaryota, Fungi, Basidiomycota, Agaricomycetes, Polyporales, Polyporaceae.
AUGGCCUUCCCAGUCGAAAUACAGGACCUCAUCUUUCAAGAGCUCGAGAUGGGCGAGCUCCCACCCGUGCUGAGGGUCAACAGCCACUUCAACUCUAUCGGCACUCGCAUCCUCUACCGAAUCAUACCAGAACUACCCAUGAACCGGUGCAUCGCAUGUCUGAAGGUCCUCUGUGCAACACCCGCAAAUGCGGCCCUUGUCCGCAAACUCAGCAUUGACUGGUCGAGCCACCGCAUCGUCGCAAACCUCUUCCGCCUCCUCCGCUCCACGCUCUCCCAUCUCUCCGCCCUCCGCCACCUGAGCAUCGAGCUCUCCCCACAAGACAACCACUACAGCCUCGCCUGGCUGCUGCACGGCUGCCAGUCGCGCCUGCGCACGCUCGGCACGUCCAUCCGCUGCGACCCGCAGCUGGCGGAGGUGCUCGAGACGCAGCCCGAGCUCGUCGAGCUCUGCCUGCGCGGCUUCCAGACGAAGCAGCCGUUCACGCUCUCCGACGGCGCGAUGCCGCGCCUGCGCAUGUUCCGCGCCGUGCACGCCGGGCCCGCGGUCAUCUCGAGCGUCGUGCGCGGGCGCCCGGUCGAGGGCAUCUCGCUCUCGAUGUUCAUCGAGGACGCCUUCCUGCCGCUCGACGCGCUCAUGCUCUCGAGCCGGCCCAUCAAGCGCCUCACCAUCAUGUCGCUCGACAACACCCCGCCGAACGUGCUCCUCCCCGAGAUCGCGAACCGGCUCCCGGAGCUCGAGGCGCUGCACGUCGUCGUGCUUAUGGCGAUGUUCGACAGGGCGACGCUGCAAGAUUCCGGGCCGACGCUGGCGAGGUUUUCAGACCUGCGUUAUUUGACGUUCAUGGCCGCUGGCUCAGCAUCGAUAGAGGACGAGGGCGAAAUUGCACGGACGUGGGGGAAGGCAUGUCCGACUCUGCGGACCAUCAUCCUGCCCAAGGGCAAGGUGUGGUUUGAACGUGACGGGAAGUGGACCUGUUGUGGAUAAGCGGAUCGUGUGGCGGGAGGUGGGAAGUGGGGGGAAGGAUGGAACUUGAAGUCUUGGGGUUGCUAGACGGUACGUGGUUCGCGGACUUGGCUUCUCGCAGAACGGACCGUGAAAGCCCGGGGUGUAGAGUCGACGGCCGGGCACCGUAUUGGUUCGGAGGACCCUGCUGUCGCGCGCGAAGAGGGGUGUACUGUAUUCACCGUGUUUUCUUUCUCCAGGGCUCUCGCUAUGUAUCACGCACGUGUAUUAGUAUCCGUUCCAA